UGCCUUGUACACCAUCCCUUUAAAUCCACCCCCUCUUCGCUUUCCUUCAAAAAUCGCACCACACCAGAAAUCUAUUUUCCAAUUCCAAUCUGUCUCCUCUUUCUUUCUCUCUCUCUCUCUGUUGCCCUCUCCAGGGUUCGCUUGGAUUAGGCAAAGAAGAAAUUACGGUUUGUUCCUUUUGUCGCGAUUAGCAAUAUAUUCUUGGUUGAUUCAUUGAUUUAUUGAAGGCUCGAAGGUUGCUAGAUUUGUAACCAUAAAUAUCUGAGGACUGGAUGUUCUAAUGGAGACUAAAGGUGGGAAGAAGAAGUCUAGCAGUAGUAAAUCCUUAUUUUAUGAAGCUCCUCUAGGUUACAGCAUUGAAGACCUUCGACCCCACGGUGGAAUCAAGAAAUUCAGAUCUGCUGCUUACUCCAACUGCGCUCGGAAGCCUUCGAUGGCUUUGCCAGUUUCACCUAUUGGAUUUGAAGGAUAUGAAAAGAGACUCGAGAUAUCGUUCUUUGAGUCUAGUAUCUUUGCUGACCCUAGAAGCAAUGGCCUCCGCUCUCUAUCCAAAUCCCAAUUGGAUGAAAUUUUAAACCCAGCUGAAUGCACCAUUGUCAGUUCAUUGGCAAAUGAUGAUGUCGAUUCUUAUGUUCUUUCUGAAUCAAGCCUCUUUGUGUACUCGUACAAAAUUAUCAUCAAAACUUGUGGGACUACCAAAUUGCUUCUCUCAAUUCCACCCAUCCUCAAGUUUGCUGAAAUGCUAUCUCUUUCUGUGAGAUCCGUGAGGUACACCCGCGGAAGCUUUAUAUUUCCUGGUGCUCAGCCAUUUCCCCAUCGCGACUUCUCUGAAGAAGUAGCUGUCCUUGAUGGCUAUUUUGGCAAGCUUGGUUCUGGAAGCAAGGCUUACGUGAUGGGUAGUGAUGAUGAAUCACGGAAAUGGCACAUUUACUCUGCUUCUGCUGAAUCGACAAAUCAUUUGCGCCCUGUUUACACCCUAGAAAUGUGCAUGACCGGUUUGGACAGGAAGAAGGCAUCUGUGUUUUACAAGACUUCUGCAAGCUCUGCUGCUGCGAUGACUGAUCUCUCUGGUAUUAGGAUGAUUCUUCCGGAUUCUGAUAUAUGUGACUUUGAAUUCGAUCCUUGUGGUUACUCCAUGAAUGCCAUUGAAGGGAGUGCAAUUUCUACUAUUCAUGUGACACCAGAAGAUGGGUUCAGUUACGCUAGUUUUGAAGCAGUGGGAUAUGAUUUUAAAUCGAUGAACUUGACCCACCUGCUGGAGAGGGUGUUGGCUUGCUUCCAGCCAAGCGAGUUCUCUAUCGCGUUGCAUUCUGAUGCUGUCGCUAACAAACUUAGUUCCGAUACGAGUCUGGAUGUGCAGGGAUACUACUGUGGAGAAAGGAGCUUUGAAGUGCUCGGCAAGGAGGGAGGUUCUGUUGUAUACCACAACUUCAUGAAGGCCGGUGGAUGUGGGUCUCCUAGGUCGAUUCUGCAUUGCUGUUGGAGUGAGAGUGACGAAGACGAGAAGAAGUAAGUAGAGAAGGAUUAUAAUACUCUGGGCAAGAUAAUUUGGUUUUUUGUUCCAUGUUUGCUUGUAUGUCUCUUAAUUUGUCUCUUUUAAAGAGUAUCUAAGUGCAAUAAUCGCGAUGAUAUCAUCGCUUUAUGAGUCAGUUGUUAGCAGUAUUGUUUGGUGCUGCUAAAUUUAUAUUCAAUUGUCAGUUGGAAUUUUUUUUUUUUUUUUAAAAUCUGGUGCGGUCCUGGACCUGUAAUUGGUUGUUUUUAAACUAUCAAUUUGUUUUUCUUAAUGCGUGCUAUAUAAUAUUUUUUGGGUCGAGUCUUA
Messenger RNA from Camellia sinensis, 1819 nucleotides. RefSeq names its product S-adenosylmethionine decarboxylase proenzyme. Gene Ontology annotation, biological process: spermine biosynthetic process; spermidine biosynthetic process. The record is from RefSeq and is a predicted model, not a curated record. Gene Ontology annotation, molecular function: adenosylmethionine decarboxylase activity. Lineage: Eukaryota; Viridiplantae; Streptophyta; Magnoliopsida; Ericales; Theaceae. Gene Ontology annotation, cellular component: cytosol.